Messenger RNA from Solanum tuberosum (potato), 1114 nucleotides. RefSeq lists its product as uncharacterized. The record is from RefSeq and is a predicted model, not a curated record. The coding region runs from base 107 to 871 and encodes 254 amino acids. The transcript has 2 exons. Lineage: Eukaryota; Viridiplantae; Streptophyta; Magnoliopsida; Solanales; Solanaceae.
CAAUCUACUAACAUACGCACUUUCCUCUUCCUCUUUUCCACCUGAAAUACAAAACCACUACCCCACCCCCACCCCCACGCCCACUACCCAUCAAUUUUUCUCUAACAUGCACCAUUACCUCCUUUCUUCCUUCAUCACCAUGGCUCCUUCUUCUUCUUCUUCUUCUUCUUCUUCCCUCUCCAAACCCCUAAAGAAAACCUCAAACUCAAACCCUAAUUCAAACCCCACAAAUUCCCCAAAUUGCCCUUCUUCCCACCAUAACCUCUGUAAUCACUCCCCUUCAGCUACCCUUGAUCUUCUAAUAUUCAUUCUUGUACUUUUUUCUGGUGCUUUCCUCAUCAUUUCCUACUUCUCAUACAUCUUUAAUUCAAUUUCUCUCCUUUUCCCAUACCCACCGUCACUUUUACUCAACACCCUUUUGACCCAUCUCGAAGAAGUGGACGUUUGGACCCACUACAUCUUUUACAUAUUCUUCGUUAUUGUUUUCGUUGUCGUGGUGCUUUUCUUUGAGAUCUGUUGUGGGUUUGGGUUUAGAUCAAGGAAAUGUGGGCAAAAUGGGUGUAAAGGGUUGAGAAGGGCUAUGGAAUUUGACUUGCAAUUGCAGGGUGAAGAGUGUUUGAGAUCUGGGUGUGAGACGAAAGCUGUUAGAGAGAUCAAUCAGUUGCCUUGGAAAGGAGGGAGUGAGAAUAAUCCAGAUUAUGAAUGUCUUCGUGCUGAGUUGAGAAAAAUGGCACCACCCAAUGGACGUGCUGUGUUGUUGUUUAGGUCUAAAUGUGGGUGUCCUGUUGCUAAACUUGAAGGUUGGGGUGCUAAACGAGGGCGUCGGCACAAGAAGACUCUGGCAAUUAAUGGUAAGGCGGAUCAUCGCUGAAUGUUGAAUGAUUGCAUAUGGGGGAUCUAGUUUGUUACCUUCUGAAUAUCAGAAGAAUGGGAGAUUGGUAUUGUUGUUUAGAACCAUUUUUUGUUGAUCCCCAUUGACAGAGAGCUCCUUGGAACUUACUUAAGAACAAUGCUCAAUGUGUACAAACUAUAGACAGACCUUAUUUUCUUUCCUCAAGAAGCACAUAUCAUAUAAACAUGAAUAAAUUACAUAAUUAGCAGUUACUUUCUCAAA